Bactrocera tryoni is the source of this 1166-nucleotide messenger RNA. RefSeq lists its product as uncharacterized. Bases 522 to 1094 code for a protein of 190 amino acids. The transcript is spliced from 2 exons. The record is from RefSeq and is a predicted model, not a curated record. NCBI's taxonomy places the organism in Eukaryota, Metazoa, Arthropoda, Insecta, Diptera, Tephritidae. Gene Ontology annotation, molecular function: sequence-specific DNA binding.
CAAAAAUAAAAUGACGUCCAGAUUUUCUCCUUUCAAAUUUGUUCUUCUUUCUUCUAAUAUACGGUUUGCCAAACUAAAACAUCUUUCGCUUGCUGCACUAGACACUGGAAUACAUAAAAUUUGUCGUGCCAGUCUAGCCAUCAAUGUAAACUCAUCUUCAUGACGCGCACAAUACUAAUUGAGUAACAUGUUAGUAAUCGGCGAUGCCGCGAUGCCGAUACCCACGAUGCCGAUGCCCACGAUGCCAAAGUACCGUUACGUAGCGUGUACUCGCCGCAUCGGCAUCGCCGCUUGCUAACAUGUUACUUUUUUAAUUACUCGUGCAGGUCUCUGGUAUGUACAUAAAUAAGUAUUGAGCUUUACACACAAAUGAAAGUAACCAUCCUUCUUGCUCCUACUUUUAUGUAUAUUGGCCCAAUUGACAAGUGUCAAUAAUUGCGCCAAUUUUCAUAAAGUUGGUGAUUUUGUGAAGUGCGGACGGAUUUUUUCUCAGUCGUGUUAUUUUUAAAAAUCGAAAUAAAAUGCCGAAAGUUCGUAAGUGUCGCGUGCGCGGGUGUGAGAGUACCAGCGGUGGGGUACUACGUUUAUUUAGUUUCCCAAAUGAAUGUGAGUUGGCUGAAAAGUGGAAGGAGAAUCUAAAAAUUUCUCCCACUGACCACGUUCCAGCCAGCAACUCAUUUAUUUGUGAGAAACAUUUUCAAAAAGAGGCAAUUGGCCCAAAAAUGCUUAAAAGGAAUGCAGUACCUACAUUACAUCUGGAUGAGGCCCCAACGCAAUUAUUUCAACCGGUGCGCCCGUACAAAAGUUGCUGCGUUAGCAACUGUGCCGGUGGAGUAAAACUUUUUACGUUUCCUAAAACGGAAGUUGCUAGAAAUAAUUGGGUUAAGGCCUGCAAUCUUCAGUUACCACUGAAAAAACAUUUAUAUAUAUGUGAAAGACAUUUUCACAAUAAAGAUAUCUCGUCAAGGCGCAUUUUGAAUGAAGCUCUUCCUGUGCUAAAUUUAAAAUUUGAAGUUGACGAAACUAGUCAGCAAUCGCCACAGUGGGUUUUGCCGCCGGUUGUACAAACAUAUGAUGUUUUAAAAACCGAGUGAACAACACCAAAUGAUAUGUCAUUUGAAGAGAUGGGAAAUCCAAAUGACAUAUCAUUUGAAGAAUUUGAAAAA